Messenger RNA from Dromaius novaehollandiae (emu), 5751 nucleotides. It is a transcript of the gene KLHL35, whose product is annotated as kelch like family member 35. The coding region runs from base 145 to 1905 and encodes 586 amino acids. The record is from RefSeq and is a predicted model, not a curated record. The transcript is spliced from 7 exons. Gene Ontology annotation, molecular function: protein binding. Lineage: Eukaryota; Metazoa; Chordata; Aves; Casuariiformes; Dromaiidae.
CCGAAGCAUUGCCGGAGAAGGGCUGAGCGUGUCUUAUGGUGGCGACCUGUCUCUGUGCAGAGCCCCAACACGAAUGCGAGCUCUCCGGGAGGGAAGCUGAGGCUUCUCUAGGUCCCACCUGGAGGAAGCGACUUGCUGGCCAGGAUGCAUCGGCUGAUGAAAGAAGAAUCAAGUUACAGAGCAAGCAGCCUGGAAAAUGCAUCUCGGGACUCAAGCAAAGAAAAGCUGCACAUGAAGCUCUGCAGUGGGUCCUGCCAUGCUGAGCAAAUCCUCCAGACACUAAACUCCUACCGGCAAAGUGGCAUCUUUACAGAUGUGGUGCUGUUGAUUGACGGACAAGAAUUCCCCUGUCAUCGUGCCACUUUGUCAGCCAACAGCACAUAUUUCCAGGCCAUGUUUGGUAGCAAUCUCAAGGAAGGCCACCAGGAUAUCAUCAACAUCCAGAAGAUUUCUGCUUCCACCAUGUCUCUCCUUCUUGACUAUAUGUAUGGGGGGAAUAUCAUCAUUCAGGAGGACAAUGUUGAAGACAUCUUGGAGCUGUCUGACUUGCUGCAGAUCUCCAAGCUCAGAGAUGCUUGUGUCACCUUCCUCGAAGGUCAGCUUCACCCAUGCAAUUGCCUGGGCAUCAUGAAGUUUGCCGAUUCAUUCUCCAUCGCUUCCUUGACGGAGAAAAGCAAGAGAUUCAUGCUGGAGUGUUUUGUGGAGGUGUCAUGUCAUGAAGAGUUCCUGGAGAUGGGGGUCAAGGAGCUGGUCGAGUAUCUUUCCAGUGAGCAGCUGGUGGUCCCCAAGGAGGAAGUGGUCUUUGAAGCAGUGAUGCGCUGGGUACGGCAUGAUAUACCUGCCAGGAAAGGAGCAUUGAGGGAACUCCUUGAGCAUGUGCGUCUGCCCCUACUUGACCCCACAUACUUCCUGGAGAAGGUGGAAAUGGAUGGACUUAUCCAGGACUCAAAGGAGUGCAUUCCCCUAUUGCAUGAGGCACGCAAGUACUACAUCCUUGGGAACGAGGUCAGCUCUUUGCGAUCAAGGCCCAGAAGGUUCAUGGAGAUGGCAGAAGUUAUCGUCAUCAUUGGGGGCUGUGAUAAGAAAGGCCUUCUGAAGCUACCCUUCACGGACCUCUAUCAUCCAAAGAGCAGGCAAUGGACGGCCCUCUCCAGCGUGCCUGGCUAUACCAAGUCAGAGUUUGCUGCCUGCACACUGAAAAACGAUGUGUACAUAUCAGGGGGACACAUCAGCAGCAAUGACGUUUGGGUGCUGAGCUCCCAGCUGAACGUCUGGAUCAAGGUUGCCUGCCUGCAGAAAGGCCGAUGGAGGCACAAAAUGGCAACGCUUCAGGGCAAGAUCUACGCUGUGGGAGGGUUUGAUGGUUUUUACCGCCUCUCCAGCGUGGAGUGCUAUGACACCUUCUCCAACAGCUGGUCGACCUUGGCCCCACUGCCUCAAGCCGUGAGCUCAGCGGCUGUGGUCUCCUGCCUCAACAAACUGUACGUGCUGGGCGGUGCUGUGGAUGACAGCGCAAACACAGACAAGGUCCAGUGUUAUGAUCCAGAGGAGAACAAGUGGACACUCUUGUCCCCUACCCCAUUUUACCAGAGGUGCAUCAGUGCCGUGUGCUUGGACAACAUCAUUUAUGUUGUAGGUGGACUCCUCAGUAAAAUCUUCAGCUAUGAUCCAAGAAAAGACAGCUGGCGAGAUGUGGCCACCCUCCCUGGACCGCUGGAGAGCUGUGGCCUGACAGUGUGCGGAGGGAAGAUUUACAUCCUGGGUGGCCGAGACGAGAACGGGGAAGGCACGGACAAAGCGUUCACUUUCGACCCGGCAACGGGGAGCGUGGAGCAGCAGCCUCCGCUGCAGCGCUGUACCAGUUACCACGGCUGUGUGACCAUCCUGCAGCGCAUGAACAGAUGACCGCGGGGCUUCUACUGCGUCCACCUCCCAGCUAGACCUGCCCUUGAGACAGUGGCCACCCAGCAUGUGGAUGGACAGCCUGCCUCCUCUCCCGUGGUAUUCCCCUUUGUGAGGAAGGGCAGUACUAGCCAUUGAAGCAGAUGUGCUCCAGACAGGCCCUGACCAACCUCUGUUUUGUUUUUGCAGGCCUGAUGACACCAAUACUUUUGAUGUUGAUCUAAGUGAGAGGAGGGAAGGGUGCUGGUCUGUGUGAGAGAUGCACUAUGGACCUUGCAGCAGUAGGAUUCAAGUAUCAUUGCUGAAACUAUUGAAUCUGAUGUUUACUUAGGUUUUCCUGACUGUAGAUUAUGGUUUUCUGUUAUGUUGGAAACAAAGGCUUGCUGUCCUACAAGGACAUUUAUUCUGCUGGUCUCCUCCUGAGGCUGUUGCAGUCACAGUUACAGAAUCUAGAUCUUUAGCUAAAGCUAUCAGAUAUUUGUGCUCUGUAGAGCCCUUUGUCAAACCACAGCGUUGACAUAGACGGUGGCUGACAGCCAUGAACCGUUAGUCCCAUUGACAGUGGAAGGCUGAGGUUGAGACUUCAAAGUUGAUAUUCCAAGAAAAUUUCUGUGCUAAAUCCCUAAAUGCCUGGUUGAACAGUACAUGCUCUGACUCCAUUUUGCACACGUUGUAUAAGGUUUCCUUCUAUCCCCCUAUAGCACAGAGUGCUGUCUCUUUUCAUACGUGUUUUGCGGUUGGACUGUUGUCUCACUGUGUCUGUCAUUGAGAAGAAAAGGGAAUUGUGUAGCCAAGAGUUCCUUCUUUGGAGAGCAGAGGUGGGGGAAUGUAAAUGUAGAACUUAGCUAUCACUUAGAUGAUGUCAUGGUCCAGAGUGUUCUUCAUGUGCAGCUGGAGAUAGCCCAUUUGGAGGGUGAGUUUGAUAGCACAGACUGUGUUGUUCCAGGCCAGGUGGCCUCAGGGUCUAGAAACGAUCCUGAGCACAUUUGGUUUAGUAGAACAGCCAUAGCUUUUGAUGUCAGUUUGCUUAGUCCAGGACUAGAAUCGGUAAUUUUGGAUGGGUCCAUGUAAAUGUCCGUGUUGAUCAUUUAGGAACUUGGUUACUGCCAAAUGUAGAGUGGGGUCUCUUAAACUCCCAUUACUUGUACAUUGUGGGGUGCACCCCUCUAACAGCACGCUGCUGGCUGGCUGCUGUUCCCUCUGUACCUUCCUUUCCUCAACCCAAUGGUGACCUCUUUCUUAAGCAGAGGAAACUACUAUGGACGUUGGCCCAGAUGCUUCCCUUUUCAGGGCCAUUUAAUUAUCUUAAGCCUCAUAUUAUUUCCUGCUUCCCCAUAUAGAGCUCAUUUUUUUAUCUGGUCCUCUUUAGUUGACCAGUACUUCCCUGAGAUCUGAGAAGUUCACGAUUUCUUCAUGAUAAUAUCGUGAUCACCUGUAAAACAUGGCAAAAAGAAAUCACUGCUGACAGAAGCCAAACUGGCUGGAACCUAGCAAGCUGAUCCCCUUCUCUCAUAAGGAAAUGCAUGUUUUCCCAUCAUUCAAGCAAAGAGCAAAGUAUUUUGUUGCAGGGACCAUACCCUAUACUCCUCAUAGUCAAGUUUGAAAUGUUUUGGGGUUAUGGUGGCAAUUUUGUCUAAAAAGUUACACUAUUUAUAUUCUCAGCCUCAAAUUCUCCUUAAGGCUUGUGCACGUGGGUAAACUCUUUUAUCAGCUCAUUAGUAGCACAAUGUGUCCUUUGAGCAAUCUAAAGGUGAUUCAGUGCUGGUAUAGGUUUUUACCUUGAGGAUAGAGAAGGAAGUUCAUGCUGGUGAAAAGUUUUAUUUGCGAUCACCUUUGGGUCUUUGGUGGGAAUGGUUACUUCAGUAGAAAGAAAAAGCAUGUGCACAUCAGCCCAUGGUGUGGUAGGCUUUAGGCCAGACACCUUGAUUCUCCUACAGUCUGAUCCCCUGAGGACCACAAGGCACGACACGUCUGCCCUGAGCUGUUCUGCCACUCUUACUGCUCCCCUGUGCCUUAAGCAAGUCACCUUUUCCUUUGGUAUGGAGGCCCCUUCAAACCAUAUGGAUUGGCACCCAGUGUCUCCACCUCACACCCAUGCUUCAUCUGGCCAAGUAGGUUCUUCAUUCACAGACUGGCCCAUUGUCAUCUCCUUCCAUGUGGACUGCACUUUGGAAAACACUGCUGGUGCUUCAAGAAAAUGGGUGCAACGAGACCUUUCAAGUGCAGGUACUGAAUGAACUCUGCUCAGCUGAGGAGGGUCAGCAGUGUGAGAAAUCAGCCCUUAUGAAAUGCAUGGUUCUCAUGCAUUUCUGCCUUGCCUAAGGUAUUUAGAGUUGGGCUAUAAACACAACCAUAGCCUGUUUGGCCAUUGACAGAUCUUUGCUCUUGUUCUUGUAAAGAGCAUUUUAAUACAUCUGGACAUAGCAAUAGCCUUGCUAGGAAAAGGGAGCAGUUUUCCAGUUGCACUGGUACCUUGCUGGGUAAAAACACUUCUACUUUUACACCUGGCUGAAGCAACCCUGAGGGAGUCUUGCUUAGGCUAAGCCUAAAAUGUUUGAAUGAGGUUGUCAACAACUCAUUGACUCCCAUGCUUUAUAACCUAUUUUGGAGGGCUCUGAUUUGGAAUUUGGAAGACUUGGGUGAUAGACUUUCAGACUUGGGUUUUUAUUCUCUUAGGAUGGUGCUUUAACCAUCCAGUGAGAGAUGUGUGUUAGAGAUCACUCAAUAUUUUUUUUUUUAUUUUUAUUUUUAGAAAACAUGAAUAAGUUUAUGAUUUCAUUCCAGUGACAAAUAAAGCCUCAUGGGGAAAACUCAGACAUUUCACAAUACAGAAUUGUUGUUGUUUUUACAACCUAUUUUUCCAGGGUCUUUUCUGAUUUUCCUAAUGCCUCCUAUGAGUCUCUUGCUGUACUUCACACUUUAGUUCUGUAGAAAUAAACACACUUGAAAGGGUAGAUUCAGUAUAAGAUGUUCAGGUCAGCUUUCCCAUGUGCUUUUGACAUGUGUGGUGUGUUGCAAUAGGUGUAACAUGGUGGUGGAAGUUGUGGCAUAGAUACUAAAAUAUUCACCUUGUUCUUGGUCUUGAUAUUCAUUGUACUGCUGAACUGUGUUUGUGUUUCGUAAUGGCUGUGAGCUGUGGGCAUGCAGGGGAGGGGUGGGGAAGGAAUUUAACUUCUUAUUUUUAGAAAUAAACAUUUCCACUGACUUCUGAGUGCUUUUGCUGCAGGAAUUUUUUGACUGCUUAUCUUUCAUUUGUGUAUGUUGCUCCAUGGCAUUCCAAAAAAUGCUGGUGGAGCAUCAGAAGACCGUUGGGAGCAACAUCCUUCAGGACAGCAGAAAGGCUUGAGAGCUGGGUUUUGGCCUCUGGUUGGGACACCUGAGUUGUCACUCUAAGCAGGUAAGAACCUCAAGGUACUGCUAUUGGUCUGCAAAGGAUGGUGUCUUUAAAUGUAAUAUGGGGUCAUGGCCAAAUCAAGUUAGAGAAGGUGCCUGGACCAGUCAAACUCAGCUGAAGAGCUGGAAAACCUUUACUGAUGUUUUGGUGUGAUGGAAAGAGUAUCUUCAGAGAAACUGAAAGAUGAGUUGUCUUGGGUGAUUUUUGUUCUUCAUCUGUCAGAAGAACAUGAAACUGGCUGCCACUACAAUCUGCUCCAGGCUUUGGAGAAGACUUUUGCCAGACCACAUGUAAAGCACUGCCUCUCUGUGCUUGUUACAGACUUGCUGUGGGAGCUCUAUAUAGGAAAAGAUGUAGAAGAAAGUAGUAAUCAUCUGUAAAGCAUGUGCAGUCAUUCAGCUUUAUGUAUUUAAGCUCUUAAGCAUGCAAUAAAUAACUUUUUUUGCACUCCAAAA